Molecule: messenger RNA, 1089 nt
Organism: Closterium sp. NIES-67
Lineage: Eukaryota; Viridiplantae; Streptophyta; Zygnematophyceae; Desmidiales; Closteriaceae
Source: the annotation of a GenBank genome assembly
GAGUAGUCAGGAGAUAGGCUAGGACCGCUGCGAUGAUUAGGCCGUCAUGAAACCGUUAGAUGAGGCGCUCUACGCAUAGAUCAUUCCCUUGUUGCGGAGGGGGUAGAGCAAUCGUUGAAUCGCUAAACAGCUAGCCAUAGGGAAGAGUUCGGCCCAUCAAGGCGAUUGUAGAGUCUACCCGCGAUGACGUGCGUCCUACGAUGCCCUCAGCCGGUCGCCCUCGCUUAGUGACAGAGAGAGUUCGCCGCGGCAUAGUUCGGUCGAUUACCCUCGAGGAGGCCGAAAUCUCCGCUCACGUGGCGAAAAUCGUUGAGAAGCAGCACGGCAUCACGUUGCAUCCUAAGACAUUGCGUAACGCUUAGAAUGGGAGCCGACUUGUCGCAAUCAAGCAUCCCAAGAAGCCGCGACACUCUCGGAAAAACAUACGCGAUAGGCUGGAAUGGGCGCGUGCCCACGCAGACUGGACGGUCGACGACUAGAAGCGCGUUUUCUGUGCGGAUGAGACCAAGAUCGGUCGUCUUGCAUCCAACUGACUCUCAUACGCCUGCGUUCACGAAGGGACUGCCCUCCAAAGACACCAAAUCAAGCAGACCGUCAAACACGGGGGCGGUUGCUUGAUAAUUUACGACUGCAUGUCGUAAAAGGGAGCGGGUUUCAUGAGCAAAACAUAUGGUAGGGUGGAUGGACUGCUCUCGCUGAGUAUACUGCAGGACGAUCUCAACAGUACGAUUGAGCUUUACCAGCUUACACCCUCAAAAACUAUCUUCCAGCGUGACAACGACCCGAAGCACAAGUCGCGUAUCGUACAGGAGUGGCUUUGAGAGUAAGAUUCAGGGGUGCUAGAGUGGCCGUCUUCCUCACCCGACCUCAACCGAAUGGAGCAUUUAUGGGCUCAUCUCAAGAGGCAGCUGGCCAAGCCUUAUAAGCCUCCCACUGUAUGCUAGACCUUUGGGAGCGAGUGCAGGAGAAAUGGGAGAAGAUCCCAGCGGAUGUGUGCACCCACCUGGUGGAAAGCAUGCCCAGGAGGGUGAGGGCGGUGUCUAAGGCGAGAGGGCGGUGGAUUAGGUACUAGUUUGGGGUUGAUGUAAC